This is a messenger RNA of Akanthomyces muscarius, 1860 nucleotides long. RefSeq lists its product as uncharacterized. Bases 1 to 1860 code for a protein of 619 amino acids. NCBI's taxonomy places the organism in Eukaryota, Fungi, Ascomycota, Sordariomycetes, Hypocreales, Cordycipitaceae. The record is from RefSeq and is a predicted model, not a curated record. The transcript has a single exon.
AUGUCCUCGCGCAGACGGCAGAUUACCGUUGAAGACUCUUGGCGCAUGGUCGACGGCGAAAACGACAGCUUCGACACCUCCCUCUUGCCUGGGGCCACGCCCGAAGACGACAACGACGACAUCCUCUCCCCUCUAUCUAGCGAGCAGCCCUCCUCCGGCGUACCCUCGCAGCAGCAGCACCAGCAGCGCAGCUCGCAGAGCCAGCCGAACUCCAGCUUUGGCUCACAAGACAGCAUCCGCGACUUUGUCAAGCACCAGGCUGACGACAACGUGAUUCUACGCGAGCCAUUCCGCCCGAGCAUACCCUCGUCCGUCGUCGGUAGCAGCAGCCUCAACAGUCUGCGCCAGGCGCACAGCCAUCGUACCCCCGACCCGGAGUUCAGAAUGCCGACGCUCGACGUUGGCAGCGACCGCAGAGGCUCCGGCCAGAGUUCCCGCACAAUUCGCCCAGGCAGCAGCCCGCGCGGCGCCGGCGAUUCGACCGUCGUGCGACGACGUGGAUAUGCUUCGCAGGACACAACUCCCGUGAAGCGCCGAAGCGCGCGACAGAGAUCGGACUAUGACGAGUAUGAAGCGCAUCGUCGAGACCGACGCGACGACGCGUCCUCGAUCCCGUCCCUCUCAAGCGGCAUCGCGCGAUGGGCGGCGGCCGUCGUUGGUCUCGCCUUUCAAUACGCCAAGCGGCCUCUUGCCCUCCUUCUCGCCGUUUAUCUCUCCUGCGGUGCCAUCAUUAUCACACAAAACAUGCUGCAACGGUCCAUCUACGUUUCUCUGUCGCCCAUCUGCCGCGUGCCCGGCGCCUCGCUCCUGAACCUGCCCUUUUGCACCGACACGCGCUUCGGCGGCGACAAGCCGGAAAUGCCCACCAGCCCCGUCGAGUUUGACGACCUGAUGGGCGUGCAGGCCAAGUUUGAGGACGUGCUGGAGAAGAGUGUCGACGGCGCAUCGCUGCCGCUCGAGAUGAAGCGCUCGGAGGCGAGCCUGCGCGACCUGCGCACGCUCGUCAAGCACAGCGACAUCCAGGCGCGCGACGAGCUCAUGUUUGAGUUUGACGGCUUCAUUGACACGGCGCGCCAGAGCGCCGCCGACCUGCAGCGCUUCAACACGCACGUCGGCUCGGCCGUCGACGCCGUCAUUACCAUCAAUCGCUGGACCGCGCGCUACAUAGACUCGCUCGCACCCCUCUCCUCCGACGGUGCCAUCUCAUCUUCCACGGCCGCUCUGACCACCUGGUCCGGCUGGCUCUUUUCGCCGUUUCAGCCCGCGGAGCAAGUCUUUAGCGAGCGAAUCCUCCGCGACAAGUACGUGGAGCACACGACGCUCGUCUCGGAGCGCAUCGCCGCCCUCAUCCUCGAGGCGCAGGCCAUUCUGCGCCUGCUCACGAUAGCCGAGGACCACCUCUCGCUCAUCUACGAAGUCUCCUCGCGCUCCGCCGCCACGCUCUCCUCGCGUCGCGACGAGAUCCUCUGGAACGUGUGGACGCUCGUCGGCGGCAACGCCCGCCGCCUCAGCAACCUGUCCCAGCAGCUGACCCUCCUCCGGCGGGUCGACGCGCAGCGCUCCACGGCUGUCAUGCAGGUCAGCGCGCUGGUCCUCGAGCUCGAGGCCAUCCAGGCCGGCCUCGGCGACCUGCGCGACCGCGUCGCCGAGCCGGGUGUCCUCCGCGACGCGGAGAGCGCGAAGGUGGCCACGCUCCCGCUCACCAUCCACAUCGAGACGAUUGACCGCGGCGUGGAGCGGCUCGAGGCGGCAAGACGACGCAUUCGCGCCGCAGAGGACGAUCGCGUCCGGGAAGUGCUCGCGAAGGGAGGCGUUCGGGACGAUCAGGACAGACUGAUUGGCGAUUCUCCGCGUUCGUGA